Molecule: messenger RNA, 924 nt
Organism: Striga hermonthica
Lineage: Eukaryota; Viridiplantae; Streptophyta; Magnoliopsida; Lamiales; Orobanchaceae
Source: the annotation of a GenBank genome assembly
AUGGCAAAACAGGUCGUUUUUUCUGGGAUUUUUAGCAACAACAAGAAGUCUAACCCUGAUUUUUUCAACUGGAAUCGAGUCAAGGUUCGAUAUUGUGAUGGCUCAUCGUUCACAGGCGACAUAGAAAAAGUUGAUCCUGAAACGGGACUUUACUAUCGUGGAGCGAGGGUAUUUGCUGCAGUAAUGGAGGACCUAUUUGGGCAAGGAAUGUCGAACGCUCAAAAUGCAGUUCUAUCUGGAUGCUCGGCUGGCGGGUUAACAUCGAUUCUUCAUUGUGAUAAAUUCGCGGCACUUUUUUCUCACAACACGAAAGUCAAAUGCUUUGCCGAUGCCGGUUUCUUUCUUGACGCGAACGAUAUCUUGGGUGUUGCGCGUAUCGAGACUUUCUACAACGAUGUUGUCACGACGCAUGGGUCGAAACGGAAUUUACCGCAAUCGUGCACAUCGAAAAUGAAAAUGAAGCCGAGCCUGUGUUUUUUCCCACAAAAUGUGGUGCAACACAUUAAGACACCACUUUUCAUUGUAAAUGCUGCUUAUGAUUCAUGGCAGAUUAAGAACACCCUGGUACCUGGAGCUGCUGAUCCACAUGGCAAGUGGCACAAUUGCAAGGCUGAGAUAACAAAAUGUUCGCCGGAUCAAAUCGAAACCAUGCAAAGCUACAGAUCAAAGUUUAUAGACGCGUUGACGAACGCAUUGCAUUCUUCCAAGUCGGAAGGAUACUUCAUCAACUCUUGCUACGCGCACUGUCAAACCGAAACACAAGAAACGUGGCUUCGUAAAGACUCUCCCCAGUUGAACCAAACGACGAUAGCUAAAGCAGUGGGAGAUUGGUAUUACGACCGGAGUUCGUUUAAGAGUAUCGAUUGCCCGUAUCCUUGCGACAAAACGUGCCACAAUCGGGUUUAUGAGCCUUCAGAAAUGUAG